Messenger RNA from Choloepus didactylus (southern two-toed sloth), 12817 nucleotides. RefSeq names its product utrophin (gene UTRN). Gene Ontology annotation, molecular function: zinc ion binding; protein binding. NCBI's taxonomy places the organism in Eukaryota, Metazoa, Chordata, Mammalia, Pilosa, Megalonychidae. The transcript has 75 exons. The record is from RefSeq and is a predicted model, not a curated record. Gene Ontology annotation, cellular component: plasma membrane. Bases 555 to 10841 code for a protein of 3428 amino acids. Gene Ontology annotation, biological process: synaptic signaling.
UCCGGGACACCCCGGGCCCACCCUCCCCGGGGGUCCCCGCGCCCACCCUGCCAGGACGCCCAACGCCCACCUUCCCCAGGGACCCUCGCGCCCACCCUUCUUGGGUCCCCGCGCCCACCCUCCCAGGGGCCCGCGCCCUCUCCAACAAAGGGCGGUCCGGCGGCAGCAGGAGGCGGAGCCGCCGGGCCCGCGCGCUCUCGCUCCCCGAGUGCGGAGCCGCCUUCCCGGGAGGAGGCGCGGAGGAGCCCGGGGCUCCAGGGGCCGAGCGAGGAGAAGCGGAGGGUGGUCCCCUCCUUCCGGCCACUUGUGCGGCCCGAGGGCUCUGCGGGGGCGGCUACCGGGAGGACGCGAGCGCUGCGUUUCGGCGGAGCCCGGGCAGGAAGCCCGCUCGAGUCGGCGCGCUCCUGGCGCGCGGUGUCAACUUUCUCCUCCGGCGCCGCCCGCGCCCGGCCGGCCGAGCAGGUGUUGAUGUCAAGUUGGACCAUCACAGAAAGUUGGAAAUUGUAAAAGGAGGACUUGGUAAAGUCUUUGGAUUACACUGAGACUCAGCAAACAUGGCCAAGUUUGGAGAACACGAAGCCAGGCCUGAGGAUGGGCAGAGCGAGUUCAGUGACAUCAUUAAGUCCAGAUCUGAUGAGCACAACGAUGUCCAGAAGAAAACCUUCACCAAAUGGAUAAAUGCUCGAUUUUCAAAGAGUGGGAAACCUCCCAUCAGCGACCUGUUCACAGACCUCCAGGACGGCAGGAAGCUGCUGGAUCUCCUGGAGGGCCUCACGGGAUCCUCGCUGCCAAAGGAGCGUGGUUCCACGAGAGUCCACGCUUUAAAUAAUGUCAACCACGUGCUGCAGGUCUUACACCAGAACAAUGUGGAUUUAGUGAAUAUCGGAGGCACUGAUAUUGUAGAUGGAAAUCACAAACUGACACUGGGAUUACUGUGGAGCAUCAUUUUGCACUGGCAGGUCAAGGACGUCAUGAAGGACGUCAUGUCCGACCUGCAGCAGACUAACAGCGAGAAGAUCCUGCUGAGCUGGGUGCGCCAGGCCACGCGGCCCUACGGCCAGGUCAACGUGCUCAACUUCACCACCAGCUGGGCGGACGGCUUGGCCUUCAACGCCCUGCUCCACCGGCACAGACCCGAUCUCUUCAGCUGGGAGAGUGUCGUCAGCAUGUCCCCGGCGGAGAGACUGGAGCACGCCUUCGGCAAGGCUCAGCAUUAUCUGGGCAUCGAAAAGCUGUUAGAUCCUGAAGAUGUUGCCGUCCAGCUCCCUGACAAGAAGUCCAUAAUUAUGUAUUUAACGUCUUUGUUUGAGGUGCUACCUCAGCAAAUCACCAUGGAUGACAUUCGGGAAGUGGAGACCCUUCCACGGAAAUACAAGAAAGAGUGUGAGGCAGAAAUUAGCAUACAGAGCUCCGCGCCCGAGGGGGAGCGGGGGAGCGCCCGUGCAGAGACGCCCAGUGCCGCCGCCAGGGCGGACGUGGACCUGGAUGGCUACCAGGUUGCCCUGGAGGAGGUGCUCACCUGGCUGCUGUCGGCUGAGGACACCUUCCAGGAGCAGGACGACAUCUCUGAUGACGUGGAAGAAGUCAAAGACCAGUUCGCGACCCACGAGGAUUUCAUGAUGGAGCUGACGGCCCACCAGAGCCGGGUGGGCAGCGUGCUGCAGGUGGGGAACCGGCUCAUCACGCAGGGGACGCUGACCGAGGAGGAGGAGUUCGAGAUUCAGGAGCAGAUGGCCCUGCUGAAUGCCCGCUGGGAAGCACUGCGUGUGGACAGCAUGGACCGCCAGGCCCGGCUGCACGACGUGCUCACGGAGCUGCAGAAGCAGCAGCUGCAGCAGCUGUCCGCCUGGCUGGCGUGCACCGAGGAGCGCAUCCGGAAGGUGGAGGCGCGGCCCCUGGAUGAGGACCCCAAUUCCAUGCAAACGCUGCUGGAGGAACACAGAAGUUUGCAAAAUGACCUCGAGUCUGAGCAGGUGAAGGUGAAUUCACUAACGCACAUGGUGGUGAUUGUUGAUGAAAACAGCGGUGAGGGCGUGACGGCCGAUCUGGAAAAUCAGCUGCAGAGGCUCGGCGAGCGCUGGUCGGCCGUGUGCCGCUGGGCUGAGCGGCGCUGGACGAGGCUGCAGGAGGUGAGCCUGCUGUGGCACGAGCUGCGGGAAGAACAGUGCCUGCUGAAAGCUUGGCUAACUGAAAAAGAAGAGGCUUUGAAUAGAGUCCAGACGAGCAACUUCAAAGACCAAAAGGAACUGAGCGUCAGCGUGCGCUGCCUGGCUAUUUUGAAGGAGGACAUGGAGAUGAAGCGUCACGCCUUGGACCAGCUGAGUGAGAUUGGCCGGGACGUGGGUCAGCUGCUGGAAGACCCCCGGGCCUCUGAGAAGAUGGGCAGCAGCUUGGAGGAGCUGACUCAGAGGUGGGAUUCUUUGGUUCAGAGACUAGAAGAUUCCUCCGACCAGGUGACUCAGGCUGUAGCAAAGCUGGGGAUGUCCCAGACUCCUCAGAAGGACCCUCUGGAGACUCUUCAUGCGAGGGAACAGGUAACUGCAAAAAAGUCUAAGCAAGAGCUGCCUCCCCCACCCCCACCCAAGAAGAGGCAGAUCCACGAGGACCUGGAAGCCAAGAAAAGGUUUGAUGCGGUGAGUGCAGAGCUGCUGACCUGGCUUGGGAAGGCGAAGGCGGUCAUUCAGUCCAUGGAGAUAAAGGAGUAUAAGAAGAUGGGUGAGACUACAGAAGUAAAAAGGGAGUGGAAGGGAUUAGAAAAAGAAAAGACAGAAAGAAGCCCCAAACUGGAUGAAUUAAACCGAACCGGAAAAAUACUUCUGGAGCAAAUGGGAAAAGAAGGUCUUCCUACCGAAGAAUUGAAAAGUGUUCUGGAGAAGGUUGCAUCCGAAUGGAAGGAUGUAUCUCAGCAUUUGGAAGAUCUGGCAAGAAAGAUUCAGCUGCAGGAAGAGAUAAACGUUUACUUUAAGCAGCUUGACGAGCUUGAAAGGACCAUACAGAAAACGGAGGAGUGGGUAAAACGCACCGCCUCUCUGGAUCCUUCCCAGCAGACUCUGCCGGGUUUGAAGGACUCCUGCCAGCGGGAGCUGACCCACCUCCUUGGCCUCUGCCCCACCAUCGAAAUGGUGCGUUCCAGCUGCUCGGCCCUGAAGACUCGGCCUGCGGCUCCGGAGUUCAUCCAGGAGGCCCUGGACAGCGUCCUGGGCCACUACCGAGCCGUGCACCAGGAUCUGGAGGGUUGUCAGCAACAGCUAGAGAACGAGCUGAAGAGUCAACCUGGACAGGCCUAUUUGGAAACACUGAAAACGCUGCAAGAUUUGCUAACUGAUUUGGAAAAUAAGGCCCAGACAUCCCUGGAUGUCUUCAGUGAUCUUGCGAAUGUGGAAAAGGCCCUGCAAGAAAGAAAGGCUCUUGAUGAAACCCUUGAGCAUCAAAAACCUACAUUAGAUAAACUUGCAGAAGAAAUGAAGGCUUUGGAGAAAAAUGCCCCUCCUCACAUAGAGAAGAAGUACAAGCAAGAAUGUGAUGCUGUCCAAGGAAAGUGGAACAAACUAAAACUCGAGGUUUCCAAAGAUGCACAUCUGCUUGAAGAAAUUAUCCCCAAGCUCCAAACUUUUGAGGCUGAUUCGAAAGUCCUUGAGAAGUGGGCGGAAGGUGUGCAGAGCUUCUUGGUGAAGGAGCAGGUGGCCCAGGGGGACGCGGAGGGGCUGCAGAGGCAGCUGGCCCAGUGCGCGGCGUUUGUCAAUGAAAUAGAAACAAUUGAAUUAUCUCUGAAAGACAUGAAGGAAAUCGAGGCUGACCUUCAAAGCUGCCCAGUCGCCACAAUCAAAACCUGGCUGCAGACAAGACUAGCUGACCAGCAAACCCAAGUGGAGAAAUUCAGCAAGGAGAUUGCUAUUCAAAAAAAUAGGUUGUGUGAAAGUCAGGAGAGGGCGGCGAACCUGAAGAAAGACUUGGCCGAGAUGCAGGAGUGGAUGGUCCAGGCCGAGGAGGAGUAUCUGGAGAGGGAUUUCGAGUACAAGUCCCCGGAGGAGCUAGAGGGUGCGGUGGAAGAGAUGAAGAGGGCGCAGGAGGACGUGCUGCAGAAGGAGGUGCGGGUGAAGAUCCUCAGGGACAACAUCCGGGCCCUGGCGGCCAGCGCGCCCUGCGGCGGCCAGGAGCUGGCGAGCGCGCUGCACGCGGUGCUGGAGAGCUACCAGCUGCUGUGCAAUCGCAUCCGAGGGAAGUGCCACACGCUGGAGGAGGUGUGGUCGUGCUGGAUGGAGCUGCUGCACUACCUGGACCUGGAGACGGCCUGGCUGAACGCCCUGGAGGACCGCGUGCGGAGCGCCGAGACGCUGCCCGAGAGCGCGGGGGCGCUUGGCGAGGCCCUGGAGGCCCUGGAGUCACUUUUGCGUCACCCAGCAGACAAUCGCACCCAGAUCCGGGAGCUCGGCCAGACGCUGAUUGAUGGGGGCGUCCUCGAUGACAUCAUCAGCGAGAAGCUGGAGGCUUUCAAUGGCCGGUGUGAAGCCCUCAGGCACCUGGCCGAGAGCAAGCAGAUUUCCUUGGAAAGGCGCCUGCAGGCCCUGCGGGAAGCGGACCAGGUGCUCCAGGUCCUGCAGGAGAGCUUGGCCGAGCUGGACGAGCAGCUGACAGCGUACCUGACCGACAGGGUGGAUGCCCUCCAGGUGCCACAGGAGGCUCAGAAAAUCCAGGCGGAGAUCUCGGCACAUGAGCUGACUCUGGAAGAACUGAGAAGAAAUGCGUGUCCCCAGCCCCCCAGCUCCCCCGAGGGCAGGACAGCAAGGGGAGGGGGCAGGACGGAUGUGCUGCAGAGGAAGCUGCGAGAGGUAUCCACGAAGUUCCAGCUUUUCCAGAAGCCGGCCAACUUCGAGCAGCGCAUGCUGGACUGCAGGCGCGUGCUGGAGGGGGUGCAGGCUGAGCUCCCCGUUCUGGUCGUGCGGGAUGUGGACCCUGACGUCAUCCAGACCCACCUGGACCAGUGCAUGAAACUGUAUAAAACUUUGAGUGAAGUCAAACUUGAAGUGGAGACUGUCAUCAAAACAGGAAGGCACAUUGUCCAGAAGCAGCAAACCGACAACCCCCAGGGGAUGGACGAGCAGCUGACCUCUCUGAAGGUGCUCUACAACGACCUGGGCGCCCAGGUGACACAAGGAAAGCAGGAUCUGGAGAGAGCAUCGCAGUUGGCCCGGAAAAUGAAGAAAGAGGCUGCUUCUCUCUCCGAGUGGCUUUCUGUUACGGAGGCUGAGUUGGUGCAGAAAUCCACUUCCGAAAGUUUGCUCUGCGACCUGGACAUGGAAAUUGCCUGGGCUAAGAACGUCCUGAAGGAGCUGGAGAAGCGAAGGGAGGAUCUGCGGGCCGUGACGGAGAGCAGCGCUGCACUGCAGGGCCUGGUGGAGGGCGGCGCGGCAGCCCUGCAGGAGCGGCUGGACGUGCUGGGCGCCGGCUGCGGCCGCGUGCGCACCUGGACAGAGGACUGGUGCAGUGCACUGAUGAACCACCAGAAGCAGCUGGAAAUAUUUGAUGGAAACGUGGCUCACAUAAGUACCUGGCUUUAUCAAGCGGAAGCGCUGCUGGACGAGAUCGAGAAGAAGCCAGCACGGAAACGGGAGGGCAUCGUGCAGCGUCUGCUGUCGGAGCUGGAUGACGCUGGCCUGCAGGUGGAGAAGGUCCGUGGCCAAGCCCUGGUUUUGAUGACUGCCCGUGGGGGCUCCAGCAGGGACCUGGUCGAACCCAAACUGGCUGAACUCAACAGAAACUUCGAGAAGGUGUCUCAGCACAUUGAGAGUGCCAAGCUGCUGCUUGACCAGGAGCCCGCGGCGCGCCCAGGCGUGGUCAGCGCUGAGACGCUGGAGGCAUGUGUACCUUCCUCUGACUUGGACGACUUAGACGGCGACAUACAGCACAUGCUGAAAGUCGUGGAGAGGCACUCGGAGCGCGGCGACGACGAUGGGAAGAUGGAAGAGGAGAGAGCCCGGGUGGAGCAGGUCCUACACAGAGGGGAGCGGGUGCUCCUGCAGCCCAUGGAGGAUCACAGGAAAGAGAAGCUCCGCCUGCAGCUCUUACUUCUGCGCACGCGGCACGACGCCGUCAAGGCAAUCCCUACUCAGCAGAGGAGAACAGGUCAACUUGCUUCUGGAAUUAGAUCAUCUCCUUUCCCCACAGAGUAUCUGGCUGAAAUUAACAAAGUUUUGCUUUCCGUGGAUGACGUUGAAUUAUUGCUUAAUACUCCAGAGCUAGACACUGUGUGUGAUGACUUCUCUUUUCAGGAAGACUCCCUGAAGAAUAUCAAAGACCAGCUGGACAAGCUCGGAGAGCAGGUUGCAGUCAUUCAUGAGAAGCAACCCGAUGUCAUCCUCGGGGCUUCCGGACCCGAAGCUGUUGAGAUCGGGGACACGCUGACCCGGUUGAAUGCAAAAUGGGACCGAGUUAAUAGAAUUUUCAGUGAUCGGAAAGGCCACCUCGCCCGGGCAGUGGAAAGGAGGCGACAGCUCCAUGGCGACCUGCACGACCUCACCCAGUGGGUGGCAGAGGCGGAGCAGGUGCUGGAGGACACCCGGGCCCCGGACGGCAGCCUGGACGUGGAGAAGGCCCGGGCCCACCAGCGGGAACUCGAAGAGGGGGUGAGCAGCCACCAGCCCCGGCUGGCGGCUCUCAACACAGCUGGGGACAGGAUGCUGCAGAGCCUGCCGCCUGCAGAAGGAAGCUUCCUGAAGGAUCAGCUGGCGGCCUUAAACCAGCGCUGGCGAGCCGUUGUCACCGAAGUGAGGGGGAGGCCGCGGAGGCUAAAGGGAGAAAGCAAACAGGUGAUGGAGUAUAGACAGACGCUCGACGAGCUUGCCGGCUGGUUGGCACAGGCCGAGGAGGCCGUGCAGGGGUCCGUCCCCACACGGGGGGAGCACCGGCAGGAAUUGACGGACUUAACCCAGGAGACGGAAAUGCAGGCGGAGAAGCUCCGAUGGCUGAACAGAACGGAAUUGGAGGUGCUUUCAGACAAAAGUCUGAGCUCACAAGAAAGAGAGAACAUUUCAGAAAGCUUGAGAGCUGUGAAUACGGCGUGGAGUAAGAUAAGCAGAGAAGUGCCGAGCUCGCCGCGGGGACACCCCCGGGACCCCUGUGCUGCUCCGCAGAGGCCUGCUGCUCACCCUGCUGUCCAGAAGGUGGUGCUGGUGUCGUCCACGUCGGAGCCUCCUGUUCCGUCCCCACGGGCCUCGGAGAUGGCCAUCCCUGCCGACCUGGACAAGACCAUAACGGAGCUCGCCGACUGGCUGGGGCUGGUCGACCAGAUGCUCAAGUCCAACAUCGUCACCGUGGGCGACGUGGAGGAGAUCAACCGGACAGUGUCCCGCAUGAAGAUCACAAAGUCUGACCUGGAGCAGCGUCACCCCCAGCUGGACUACGUCUUCACGUUAGCACAGAACCUGAAGAACAAAGCCUCCAGUUCCGACGUGAGGACCGCAAUCACAGAAAAAUUGGAAAGGGUCAAGAACCAGUGGGACAGCACCCAGCAUGGAGUGGAGCUCAGGCAGCAGCAGCUGGAGGAUGUGAUCCUGGACAGUCUCCAGUGGGGCGACCACAAGGAGGAGACGGAGGAGCUUCUGCGGAAACACGAGGCCCAACUCUACAUCUUGCAGCAGGCUCGGAGGGACCCGCUCGCCAAGCAGCUCUCCGACAACCAAAUGUUUCUUCAAGAGCUGGGUCCCGGAGAUGCUGUGGUGAUGGCGUUCAACAACAUCCUGCAGAAGCUGCUGGAAGAGUACAGGAGCGACGACACGAGGAACGUGAAGGAGACCACGGAGUACUUAACAGCAUCGUGGGCCAGCCUCAAGCAAAGCGUCACCGAUAGGCAGAGGGCCUUGGAGGCAGAGAUGAGGGCAGCACAGGCCUCCCGCCGGGACCUGGAAAACUUCCUCAAGUGGAUCCAGGAGGCCGAAACCACGCUGAACGUGCUGGCCGACGCCUCUCAGCGGGAGGACGCCCUCCAGGAGGGCCCCCGGGCCGGGGAGCUCGGGCAGCAGGUGCAGGACAUCCAGGCGGAAAUCGAUGCCCACAAUGACAUAUUUAAGAGCAUUGACGGAAACAGGCAGAAGAUGGUGAAGGCCCUGGGUGGCUCAGAAGAGGCCGCCAUGCUGCAGCACCGGCUGGAUGACAUGAACCAGAGAUGGAACGACCUGAAGGCGAAGUCUGCCAGCAUCAGGGUGCACCUGGAGGCCAGCGCGGAGAAGUGGAGCAGGCUGCUGGCGUCUCUGGAGGAGCUGGUCAGGUGGCUGAGCGUGAAGGACGAGGAGCUCAGGAAGCAGAUGCCCAUCGGGGGGGACGUGCCGGCCCUGCAGCUGCAGCACGACCACUGCAAAGCCCUGCGGCGGGAGCUGAAGGAGAAGGCGCCGUCGGUGCUGAGCGCCGUGGAGCAGGCGCGCGGGUUCCUGGCCGACCAGCCCAUCGAGGCCCCCGAGGAGCCCGGGAGGGGCCCGCAGUCCAGAGCAGAACUGACCCCUGAGGAGAGAGCCCAGAAGAUCGCCAAAGCCAUGCGCAAACAGUCUUCCGAAGUCAAGGAGAAGUGGGAAAGUCUGAAUGCCGCCACCAGCGGUUGGCAGAAGCAGGUGGACAGGGCGCUGGAGAAGCUGAGGGACCUGCAGGCCGCGAUGGACGACCUGGACACUGACCUGAGGGAGGCGGAGGCCGUGCGCCACGGCUGGAAGCCGCUGGGGGACCUGCUCGUGGACGCGCUGCAGGACCACGUCGAGAAGACCCUGGCAUUCAGAGAAGAAAUUGCGCCCAUCCACUUGAAAGUGAAGGCCGUGAAUGACCUGUCCAGCCAGCUGUCCCCGCUCGACCUGCACCCGUCCCUGAGGAUGUCGCGCCAGCUGGACGACCUGAACGUGCGGUGGAAGCUGCUGCAGGUUUCGGUGGACGAUCGCCUUAAACAGCUUCAGGAAGCCCACCGAGACUUCGGACCCUCGUCUCAGCAUUUCCUCGCUGCUUCCGUCCAGAUGCCAUGGCAAAGAUCCGUUUCACACAAUAAAGUGCCGUACUACAUCAACCACCAGACGCAGACGACCUGUUGGGACCACCCCAAGAUGACGGAGCUCUUCCACUCCCUAGCCGACCUGAACAAUGUCCGCUUCUCAGCCUACCGCACAGCCAUCAAAAUCCGGAGACUGCAGAAGGCCCUCUGCCUGGACCUCCUGGAGCUGAGCACGACGAAUGACGUUUUCCAGCAGCACCAGCUGACCCAGAACGACCAGCUGCUGGGGGUCCCCGACGUCGUCAGCUGCCUGACCACGGCCUACGAGGGCCUCGGGCAGCUGCACAAGGACCUGGUCAGGGUCCCACUCUGCGUGGACAUGUGCCUCAACUGGCUGCUCAACGUCUACGACACAGGUCGGACGGGGAAAAUCAGAGUGCAGAGUCUGAAGAUUGGAUUGCUGUCUCUCUCCAAAGGUCUCCUGGAGGAAAAAUACAGAUGUCUCUUCAGGGAAGUGGCCGGGCCAGCCGAGAUGUGUGACCAGAGGCAGCUGGGCCUCCUGCUCCACGACGCCAUCCAGAUCCCCCGGCAGCUCGGGGAGGUGGCAGCCUUUGGCGGCAGCAACAUUGAGCCGAGCGUCCGCAGCUGCUUCCAGCAGAACAACAACAAGCCGGAGAUCAGCGUGAAGGAGUUCAUAGACUGGAUGCAUCUGGAGCCACAGUCCAUGGUGUGGCUUCCCGUCCUGCAUCGCGUGGCCGCAGCUGAGACGGCGAAGCAUCAGGCCAAGUGCAACAUCUGCAAGGAGUGCCCCAUCGUGGGGUUCAGGUACCGGAGCCUGAAGCAUUUCAACUACGACGUCUGCCAGAGCUGCUUCUUCUCUGGGCGAACAGCCAAGGGCCACAAGCUGCACUACCCGAUGGUGGAGUACUGUGUCCCCACAACGUCCGGGGAAGACGUUCGAGACUUCACGAAGGUGCUAAAGAACAAAUUCAGGUCGAAGAAGUACUUUGCCAAACACCCUCGGCUGGGCUACCUGCCCGUCCAGACGGUCCUGGAAGGUGACAACUUAGAGACUCCUGUCACGCUCAUCAGUAUGUGGCCAGAGCACUUUGACCCCUCCCAGUCUCCUCAGCUGUUCCACGACGACACCCACUCAAGGAUCGAGCAGUACGCCACACGACUGGCCCAGAUGGAGAGGAGCAACGGGUCCUUCCUCACCGACAGCAGCUCCACCACGGGAAGCGUGGAGGACGAGCACGCCCUCAUCCAGCAGUACUGCCAGACGCUCGGGGCCGAGUCCCCGGCCAGCCAGCCCCAGAGCCCCGCGCAGAUCCUGAAGUCGGUGGAGAGGGAGGAGCGCGGAGAGCUGGAGCGGGUCAUCGCCGAGCUGGAGGAGGAGCAGAGGAGUCUGCAGGUGGAGUACGAGCAGCUGAAGGAGCAGCACCUGCGACGGGGACUCCCCGUUGGCUCUCCCCCGGACUCUGUCGUGUCCCCCCACCACACGUCCGAGGACUCGGAGCUGAUCGCGGAAGCAAAGCUGCUCCGUCAGCACAAAGGGCGGCUGGAGGCCAGGAUGCAGAUUCUGGAAGAUCACAAUAAGCAGCUGGAGUCGCAGCUCCACCGCCUGAGGCAGCUGCUGGAGCAGCCCGAGGCCGAGUCCCGAACCAACGGCGUGUCGCCCUGGGCCUCCCCCCAGCACCUCGCGCCGGGCUGCCCGCUGGACCCCGCCCUGCGCCCCCACUGCCACCCGCCAGCAGCCGAGGACCUGCUGCCCCCGACUCCGGACGGCGCGGGCAUGGCGGGGGUGAUGGAGCACCCAGAGGGCACCUUCCCCGCGGGCGGCCCGAAUCUCCCCAGCAGGCCGCAGGCGAUGUGACGAGCUCCGGGCCACCAGCCUGCCCUGGCUCCCGGGCUGCCCUUCCCAGCAGACGCCGACCCCCAGCUCCAUCUCGUCAGAUGCCGCCUGGCUCCCGAGGCGCCGUGGCGAGCAAGGACUGUGAUCCGCUGAUGGGGGGAGAACUGACGACCCAAAGAGAAGAGGAUGUUUCGUUUUAUAAUGACCACGUGUUAUUGUUUCCUUCCUCCCUCCUAUGCAACCGUAAAUGGGGGAGCAGGGUGGGGUUUGGGGUGGUGAGAGUUUGUCGCUGAUUUGUAUGAUGCGUCCAGCGUUGGGAAAGUGGGUGGGGCUUUCUAAAACGAUACCUCCUUUUUAAUAACCACAAAAAAAAAAUCACUUACAAAUUAGAAGAAAGUGUUACAUUUUCACAUUCCUUCUGCUUGUUCAUAUUUAACUUGCACAAUAACUUCAUUUAUUUCUUUGACUCUUUACCGUUAUGUUUUUAUUAUUUAUAAUUCAUCAGCUAUUUGACCAAAUAGAUUUCCUGUAUUUGUUUUCGUGAUUUGGCCCAACUAAUAAGUUCCCGUAUUCCAGUCCAGUAUGGUAGAUGGACAGAUGGAGGGAUGGAGAGAUGGGAGAUGGUGGAUCCAGCUCUGCCUCUUGCUUCCUGUUUAGCUUCACUGACAUCAGCUGCUGGCUUCUUUAGUGACUGUUUGGGUAAAUACCCUUGGCCUAGGUGGCUUUUCUAUUCAGAUUUUUUUCAGAAUUUUAUUUCCCAUCUCUCUAUAAGUGACUUGAUUUCUGUAUAUGUCUCAUGAACCAAUCUCUAUGUCCAAGGAGACUUAAUGCAGAAUUACAGUCUCAAAGAUCAUUUGCCAAAGGUGGCUCCAUCAGGCAUAUUUUCGUUUUGACACAAACCUCAUGCCACCUUCAGGUCCUGGAUUCCGUCGUUCAGAGGGCAGCAGAGCCUCACAGGACUGGGGUUUCAGGACACACCGUCAUCUUCAGGUCCCCGUGGACUGGUUUCUUAUUGUCGUUCAUGUAUUUUGAAGUCCUCUAUAAUACUUGAAGCCCCCAGCUGUUUUCUUGAUGAAAGCAGAAGUCCACCAGUCCCACACUGAAUGCACAUCACAUCCCACCUCUGUGAGGGAACGAGCAGACGCUUUAUGGCCCUGUAUCGGUCCAUCCGUUCAUGGGGAAGGGGGUUCCCCAAAGCCACUGUCACCGUCUCUGAAAGAAGGAAGUCGAGGGUGAGACGGCGGCACCUGCCGGUACCUUGAGGGCAGUAAAUCAGGUAUUUGGUUCAACUUCUGAUUUAGUAUAUACUCAAUUCAGUUUAAACAUGUUAUUUAAUUACCAAAUGUAGAGAAACCAAAAAAAAAAAAAAGUCACAAUCAUGUGUUUUGAUUUCAGCAUAUGUGCUUUUAAAACAUCAGGACUUACUUUGAGUUCUCUUCAACUGGGCUUUGGCCAAAAGGAGGCUUGAAGUUACAAAUUGCUAUUCUUUUAGAAUAGGUUGGGUGGGUUGGGGACUAGGGUGCCUAUUUGCAGCAUAGAUAUUUUGAGCAGAAGAAAGUUGUUUUAUAUAAGAGGGAGGCCGUGGCCACCUUUCUACCUCAGACCCACCCGCCCGCGCUGGAGACGGCAUUAGCAGCGUUUCAUGCGGCUGCGGAUGGCAAGUGUAGAGCUUUGCCCAGGCCGUUUCAUACCCAGGAGCAGCACCUAUUUAAAGAAAAAAACUUCCCCGAACUCUGUAGAUUUGGUGUUCUUGUUCUUAUUUUAAAAAGUUGUAUGUCAAUUUUUUCUGCCUGUGUUUGUACGCAAAAUAUCCUCUCUUCUGCUGUUAUGGAAAAGCUAAGUAAAACACUACAUUAUAACCUUCUAAGUAACAAUAAAUGAAACAAUAUAUGCUACAGUAACAACAAGGGGAAAUGAAUAUGUAGUUCUUAGACCAUCGUCUAAUCUGGUCCCAUGCUGUAUUUUUCAUCCAGAAUAAAAGUAAUUUUAACACAAGA